AUGCAAGACCUUACUGCAACAGACACAAGAUCCCAAAGAUCAACUUACUCUAAAUUUCUUGGAAGCACCAAUGACUCUACUAGUUCUGACGCUUUGCAUUUUGAAAUAAAAAAACGUGAAGAGCUUCUAUCAAGACUUCUCACAGAAAGUGAAAUGCUAGAAAGAGAUUCUAUUGUACCGGACCAACAUAAACAAAUUAAAGACCUAGAAAAAAAGAUAGAGGAGCUGGAAAAUAAAAUGUAAAAUCUAUAUCAUAUAUAAUUAAUAUAAUAGAAAUGGAAAGAGUUUAUAUUGAGCAUAGAGAUAAUAUUAAUAGGAAUAAUUAGAGAAUUGGAAAUCAAUGAUGAAAAAAUUUUGAAAAAUGCUUUACAUAGAUCAGCAAUGACCGCAUCAAUAUGAAAAAUGAGGGCCAACGAUCUGUAUAAUAAAGAAAAAAAGAUUGCUCUGAAAAUGAGUGGGGCUGAGCUUAUCGUGGAUGAUAUUUCUAGCACUUGUAACCAAGAAAAAGCCAAAGUAAAAUAUUUAAAUGACCAUUUAGAGCUAACAAGAACUACAAGGACAGCUCAAAUGGAAGCAAGAAUUAAUGACGCAAAAUCCCUUAAAUCUGAGUUAGAGCCUGACUUAAAAAAGACUGAAAAAUCAUCAAAAAAUCUUGAUCUUUUUGUCCAUAAAGAAAGAAUGAAAUCUGUAUACGCAAAAUUAUCCAAACUCGACAAAGAAACAGUCUCAAGAAAAGAAGAAAACGAAAAAAAGGUAGAAAUCAUCAAUAAAAUGUACAAAAUCACUGAAACAAAUAGCUUGGAAAAAGCUUUACAAGAAUAUGAAAAAGUUAUUGGAAUGAACGCAAGUCUCAGUCAGCAGGCUGACUCUAUUUUAAAUGACAUAAAAUCUUCUGAAUUAAAGAAAAAAGAAAUUUUCAUAGAAAAAUCACAGCUUUUAAAAACAGAAAAUACAGAUCCUAGACAAGAUUUAGAAAAAAAAAUGGAGCUGCUUAAUGAAGAUGCUUAUAUUGAAUACCACCAAGCUAUAACUGACUCAAAGUUUAUUGAAAAAAAUUUCCAAUCCCUAUAUGCCCUUUUAGUGCAUUUAUAUGAAGGUGUUUUAUUAGUCGCAAAAAAAAUUAAUAAUACAAGCAUAAAUAAAAUCUCAGACCAAUCUAUAAUAGAAACUCCUUCUCCAAAUACCCAAAGGGAGUAUGAAACAGAGCUGAAAAAACUUUUGGAAUAUUUAUCUAUACAGAUUUCAGCUGCUGAAACUUAUGUGUUAAGCUCAGUUAAUAAAUCGAAGAUGGCCCGAUCGUUUAACCCUAAAGUAAAAAUUGAGAAUGGCCAUCCGUAUGUAAAUAUUGAAAUCUCUGUGCCUAGAAGAGAAUAUACAGAAACUCCUCAAUCACUUACAAGUACUUUUAUACCUUUUAUGGAAAAUUAUAUUUUUUAUAAUUUUUUUAAAAAAAUUAAAAAAUAUUUAUAAACAAAAGGAUAAAAAUUCCUCGCAUUUUUUAAGACAAGAUUUAAUGAACCGACAAAGCUCAGUCGUUGAUAUGAUCCUUGGGGCUGAAGAUAUAGAGAGAAAUGCUAUAAAGCUCGUUAAAAACAGGCUAAAACUAUCAGAAAAAGCUGAGAUUUUUGAUACAAAUAAUGAUACAAAGCGUUCUGAUUAUGAUGAAGAUACUUAUCAAGACAAAGAAGAUGAAAAUUUAUUGAGCCCAGUCUCAGAAAAUUUUACAAGAGAAUUUGAUGAAAUUACAGGGAUAAAUAAUAUUAAUAAAAAACUGCAGACUAUUACAGCAAAAGCUCACCAAUUUCGAAAAGUGCUGUCUACAGAAAAAGAAAGCUUAAGAACUUUAAGCUUAGAAUUAGCCAAAAAAAGGUAUUUCAUGUUUAAUAGAUUUAUAUUAUAUUUAUUAAUGAUAUUUAUUAUUAACAGCAAGGCAUAAUUAGUUUAUGGUCUCUUUUAAUUGGUAUAAUAAUUAUUCAGAAUAAAAUUAGCCCGAGAGCGGCAUAAACUUCAAUCAUUUGUGCUGACUCCUAAAGUCAAGCACAUAAAAAACCUCGAGCUCCCCCCUUUACAAAAAGAAAAGCGGCUCACCUCUACCCCUUCCGCCAAAACAGUCCCAAGUACUCCCAGUAAGCGAAGCCCUACCAGCAGUGCAAAAUCCAUCAUAAUGCAAGACUACAUCGGCCGCAUAAAAGCGAUCUAUGAAUUAUAA
Molecule: messenger RNA, 2209 nt
Organism: Blepharisma stoltei
Lineage: Eukaryota; Ciliophora; Heterotrichea; Heterotrichida; Blepharismidae
Source: the annotation of a GenBank genome assembly